AUGCCUUCUGAUGCUUCUUCCAUUCUCGAACAAGAAGACUCGGCACAGAAGCAGAAGAAGCCAAGGACGAAAGCCCCGCGUGACGGGUCGGGCCUCUCCACAUCUGCCCACCGGGCAAAGGCCCCCAAGAAACGGGCUGAGAUUGAAAUCAAUGGGAUGCAGUGGGAUAUUUCGGAUAUUCCCAUACCGGUCUGCUCGUGCACGGGCACCCCACAACAGUGCUACAGGUGGGGAUCGGGGGGGUGGCAGUCAGCGUGCUGUACCACGGGGCUCUCCAUGUACCCCCUGCCCAUGAACACCAAGAGGCGUGGGGCAAGGAUUGCGGGCCGGAAGAUGAGCAUAGGGGCUUUCAAGAAGGUCUUGGAGAAGCUCACGGGCGAGGGCUAUAAUUUCUCGAACCCGAUUGAUCUGAGGAGCUACUGGGCAAAACACGGAACAAAUAAGUUUGUUACGAUCCGGUGA
This is a messenger RNA of Striga hermonthica, 462 nucleotides long. Lineage: Eukaryota; Viridiplantae; Streptophyta; Magnoliopsida; Lamiales; Orobanchaceae. The record is from the annotation of a GenBank genome assembly.